UCGAUAUAUCGAUUACUCUUAGUCGCACUGUCACACUUUCUACACAAUGUAAAAGAGAUGCAACGCUUGAAUUAUAACACAUUUAUCAUUUCUAUAUCUACAUAGAAGUCAUAGCCUGUUUUGUUGUAAUAAUAAUUAAGAUGGUAGAUGAGUCUACAAAGAAGACAUUAAGUAAUAUUCCACUAUUACAAACAAAAGCUGGACCUAGGGAUAAAGAAUUAUGGGUGCAGAGAUUGAAAGAAGAAUACCAAGCUUUAAUUAAAUAUGUGAGAAAUAAUAAAGAAUCUGACAAUGAUUGGUUUCGUCUGGAAUCAAAUAAAGAAGGUACAAAAUGGUUUGGUAAAUGUUGGUAUAUACAUAACUUUUCAAAAUAUGAAUUUGAAAUUGAGUUUGAUAUACCUGUUACAUACCCUAUAACAGCACCUGAAAUUGCUUUACCAGAAUUAGAUGGUAAAACUGCAAAAAUGUACAGAGGUGGAAAGAUUUGUCUUACAGAUCAUUUUAAACCCUUAUGGGCACGUAAUGUACCAAAAUUUGGAAUUGCACAUGCCAUGGCACUAGGAAUUUCUUAUAUUUUUAGCUUGGACCUUGGUUAGCAGUUGAAAUUCCUGAUCUUAUAGAAAAAGGUGCUAUAACUCAUAAAGAUAAAAUUGAUGAACAUAAAUCGUAACUUUAAAAGAAAAUAUUGUAUUAUAUAAAUGAAAAUAUGUUAAUUAUGAGAUAAAUUACUGAUUAACCUAUUUUAAUAAGUUAUAAAAAAAUUUCUACAAUAAAUACAUUGAAUUUUGUAUUUAA
Molecule: messenger RNA, 795 nt
Organism: Bombus terrestris (buff-tailed bumblebee)
Lineage: Eukaryota; Metazoa; Arthropoda; Insecta; Hymenoptera; Apidae
Gene: Ufc1
Product: ubiquitin-fold modifier-conjugating enzyme 1
Exons: 4
Coding region: 141-596 (151 amino acids)
Biological process (GO): protein K69-linked ufmylation
Cellular component (GO): cytoplasm
Molecular function (GO): UFM1 conjugating enzyme activity
Source: RefSeq, a predicted model, not a curated record